Messenger RNA from Sphenostylis stenocarpa, 846 nucleotides. Lineage: Eukaryota; Viridiplantae; Streptophyta; Magnoliopsida; Fabales; Fabaceae. The record is from the annotation of a GenBank genome assembly.
AUGGAGGUAAAAAACAAAACAGUACAGAAAAAAAAGUUGAGUUUUUUCUUAAUUUUUAUUUUACAUCAUGCAACUGGGAGCUUGGUAUACUGUAAGAUUCGUUUUAAUUCUUGUUUUUUGGUGCAGAGGUGUUACAAUGAGAAAGAGUACACGUCCAAGAAAAUUGACCUUACUCUGAAGCUUUCUCCCUGCGGUGAGAAUGCAGAAGAGAGGAGGUUGACAAGGUCAUCAUCAGUAGAGGGUGUGGGAAGUAGGGCCCAGUGGGACCCAUCUCUUGGCAGAUCUUGCUCACUGCCAGCAGAGAGGCAGAGGAGGGUGUCUGUACUCUCACCUCAAGUGCUGGCCUGGGUGGCGGCUUCUGCUGUCAAUGCCAAUACACCAUCAUCACUUCCCCAACUCAGGGCAUACCCAAAUCCUUCUCCGGCUUCAGCGCUUCAGGGUCUCAGACAUUCAGCUGAAGGAAUUGCUUCGAACAUCCAAACAUCAACCAAGCAGGAAAACAAUUUCAUGGCUUCCCAGAAGACAACAUCCAAGGAAAUUUCAACAAGGCCUGCAGACACUAAGCUGGAGAAUCCUGCGAAAAAGCAUAGGCUUGGUAACUACUGCAGCCUUAAAGGUGAUGUAAUGGAGAUCCUGAGACAGAUGCCAAGUGUGAGUACUACUGGAGAUGGCCCUAAUGGGAAGAGAAUAGAAGGGUUUCUGUACAAGUACAGAACUGGUCAAGUGUGUAUUGUUUGUGUCUGCCAUGGUAGUUUCCUCACUCCAGCUGAGUUUGUGAUGCAUGCUGGGGGCAAGGAAGUGGCCAAUCCCAUGAAGCAUAUCACUGUUUUUUCUAACUCAUUUUAG